Messenger RNA from Cooperia oncophora, 312 nucleotides. The record is from the annotation of a GenBank genome assembly. Lineage: Eukaryota; Metazoa; Nematoda; Chromadorea; Rhabditida; Trichostrongylidae.
AUGUCGAAACCACUCGGUAAUAAACCGGGAGAGCCACCAUUUCAAUUGAAGGUUGAUCCUGACACGAAGUUAGUCUUCAAGUACAAGGUGAAUGAGCCAUGCACUAUCGAAUUGAAAAUCACGAAUACCACAAAAGAUCGACAAACGUUUAAGGUCAAAUGCACGGAUAAUGAUAUCUUCCGAGUUCGACCGCCGCUCUCGUUCGUAAAACCUGAUGAAACAGCAGUGGUAAAGGUAUGGACUCCGGAUUCGAAACCUGAAGGUGUUGCACGCAUUAUUGCCGUCUUUGAGCCAGCUGAUGGAGAAAAGAAG